ACAACUUCGACGACCAACUGAGCUCAAAGUUUCAGAGGUUUGUUAUUUUAUGCAUAUUGUACCAUUCGUGCCAAUCAGCCAGUAGAGGGCGCCAGCACGGCUCCGCGGUGGAGCUAGUUGCUGGUUGGCCCCCUGCUGGAAGAUUGGUAAACCCGCUCGCCUGGAGAUGUUUUUUCUGUGUCUAGAUUUGUGAAUUUAUAAAGAUUGGACGUCUGGAAUAAAACGACAUUACGACUGCGAUCGAAAAAAGGAAAGAGGAGUGGAAGAAGCAUUUCUUAAAUAAUGACAUGGUAUCAACUAGUCAGAUCUACUCAUUUGACUGCAAGCUGAUGCCGCAAGGAAAAGAAACCAUCUUAGGGAGGGAGACUAUACCAAAGGGAUUAAGGGACCUACGAGACAAAGGUGGCUCGUCAGUGGAGUGGAACACUUUAGAGAUAGGUCCAAUGGAUGGCAACGGUGACGUCAUCUUCGAACGCGGCGAGUACAAAUUUUCAAACCCAGAUGGUCCCGUGUGUGAAGGAAAGCACUUGGUAAUUUGGAAGAAGGUUUCUGGUGUUUACGAGAUGUAUAUUGAUAUCUACAAUGAAAACAAGUAGAGAUCCGAGCAGUUUA
This is a messenger RNA of Asterias rubens (European starfish), 612 nucleotides long. RefSeq lists its product as uncharacterized. The transcript has 4 exons. The record is from RefSeq and is a predicted model, not a curated record. The coding region runs from base 288 to 596 and encodes 102 amino acids. NCBI's taxonomy places the organism in Eukaryota, Metazoa, Echinodermata, Asteroidea, Forcipulatida, Asteriidae.